AGCUUGCUGGUCAAGGUACAUUUGUGUGAAAUUAUUUUUAAAAAAUUCAAUGGACUGGCUAUUUCUUAACUAUAAAAGGCAAAAGAGAGAGAUUGCUCGUUCAUGAAAUAUCCUAUAUUGUUGAAAAAAAAAUCAAACUCCAAGUUACACGACGCAGUUUUGUAUUCACUUCUAAUCGACAUUAAUGCCCCCAACUAAAUUUUCAUUUACGAUUAUUCAAUCAACGAUGUAGAUCAAUCAUAAAAUUUUUAUUUUAGAUCAUUUUUUUUUCACUCUACAAUUUUUCAAAUCACAAUGAUUAUCCCCGUGAUAUUUAUCAUCCGAUAUUUCAAAUCCAAUUAUCUUUAACUACUCAACCUGAUUAAACCAGAAGGGUGGAAAUAAUAAUCGUCCAUAAACUAGGUUACCCCAAGCCCAUCCACAAGAGCCCAAGAAAAUUGUUCUACAUAUUCCAAGGGAACAAGCACACGAUACCUUCCCCAAGGAAGAGAAUAAAAAAAAAUAAAAUUCAUUUAAUCUCGCCAUUUUAACAAUCCAAUGAACCAUUAAUCAACCAGUAUAAUUCAAUUAUCGAUUGUCAAUAUAAAUAGAGGUGGCUUUUUGGGGCUGGAGGGAUGUCGAGUAUUCUCCAAUUUACUCCCUCCAUCGUCCCCACCUUCUCAUUUAUUUAUUUUUCCACCUUCGAAAACAAAAUGAGAAACGUCGAAAAAAUAUGAAAAAAAAAAAUCUUUUACUCAUACAUCUUCAUUCAGAUGUUGUUCUCGAUGGGAUUGAUGUACGCAGGCGCUGGGGGCGUCAGACGCCGACGCCGUCCUGGCACCCCGAAGAAAAAUUUAUCCCACUGGUGUUAGCGUCAGUGCGCUCGAGGUAGCACAGCCUCACGGUCGAAUGUCAAUAUGUUGAUUAUUUUAAUUUUACCCCUUUGAAAGCCACCUGGAGAGGGCUUAAUCGUCGAGUGACAUUAGCACGUGACAGAGCUGAGGACCUCCUCAGAUCCCGAAAAGGGCAAUUUCCUCACGAACUCCCCAACAAUUAUAAUUCGAUUUAAUAUCUGGUUUCCUUAACUGUCGUUGAUAAUCGUUUCUCUCUCGAUAAUUAAGCGAGUGGUGUUUGAGUGAAAGAAAGUGGCCGAUUGAAUAAUGAAAGCCAGAGGGAGAGAAUUCGGAAAACCGUUAAAACACGAGGGAAAAAGGGUGGAUUUUCAUUAAAGCAAUGUAACUGCAAUCUCGGAUUAACAAAGGACAGUGAAUAUUAAUUGACUGCUGCACCUGAGGGAGCCAGUAAUUACCCGAUGUUGAGAUUAACUUGUGUCAGAGGAGGCUUGAAGUACAGGAAGACGAACACUCGUGACAACUCACGUGUGAAAGCGUAUGAAUUUGCGUCAGUGAAUGGAGACGAAGGAGCAAUUGAACUGGCGACAAUUGGAAUUAAAUUUACUGGCUUUGGAAUGCCAUCGUUGUGAGGAGAGUUUUGAUGGACUCAAGACGAUGAUAAUCUUCAAAGUUAAACCUGGUGAUCAGGGGGAAUCACGAUGACGACCUCGGUGACCGGGUUUAAGGAGCUUUGAGGGAUAAUUUGUCAUUGAGAAGCGAUUAUUGGGCUCCAUGUGAAUGAUGCCGGGUAUUGUGGUGUUCCGAAGGAGAUGGAGCGUCGGAAGUGACGAUCUCGUUGUACCCGGUGUUUUUCUUCUUGCUCUUCAUCUCAUUUGCUCCUACCCAUAUUCCAACACAUUCACCACUACUGGGCAGGGAAAAUACCAGUUAGAGGAGGUAAACAAGAGAUUUAUUCACGAGUAACGCCCACUGGACACCAGUUAUACGAGUCCACGUGGGUGCAUUUCCUACAACUACUCAGACAUUUAACGCACAUGCAUAUGCGUAACACUGCGGUUUUGAGAUUAAAUACUAUUGUGUUUGGAAAUCUGAGUGCACGGCUGCCUCUUGCGGUUUAACAAUGCCGGGUCUCGUGGCUUUUGGAAGACGUUGGCGCACUGGAAGUGACGACUUGGUCCUUCCUGGGCUGGCGCUCGCUGGGGUACACGUCUGCGAGGUUGUGAUCCUGGGAGUGCUCCUGGGAGUAGUAGAAUGGGAUCGUUCGGUAACCUGUGUCCUCCUGCUCUGGGAAUAUAUCCUCGGCUACCUCGGUAUAUUCAUCAUUUCGAUGGCCAUUGAACUGGCCAUUUGCAUUCUCGCAACACGUGGGAGUAUCCUCGACACCCUUCCGAGAGCCCCCAUGCAGCAUCUUUUGUACAUCAAAGUGUUUUUAUUAUUAUUAGAAACGGGAUGGCUCUGUGCCGGUGUCACGUGGCUGGUGUAUUAUUACACAAAUUGUCCAGCAGCGCAAGCCAAAGAAGUCAUUCUAGGAUUAGUUAUUUGCAAUUGGUGUAUAUUGGCAUCGGUGAUGGUGACAGUCUGGUGCACCUACGAUGCAGCCGGAAGGUCCUGGGUCAAGAUGAAAAAAUACCAGAGGAGUAUGAGAGAGGCUGAGUCCCGCGGUGGUGGGAGAAUGCACUACAAACGUAGCGGGAGUAGAAAUAGGAACUGGAGGCAGCGGAAAGUUAUUAGGGCGUACCAGGACAGCUGGGAUAACCGGUGUCGGAUGUUGUUCUGCUGCAUGGGAAAUUCUGACAGAAAUAGAAAUUCCUUCGCAGACAUAGCAAAACUCCUCAGCGAUUUCUUUCGCGAUCUCGACGUCGUUCCAUCUGACGUAGUGGCUGGUCUAGUCCUUCUUCGUAAAUUCCAAAAAAUCGAGCGCGAGCUCAUAGUGAAGCAGCGAAAAAACGAUACCUAUGAAUUUUUAUCCGGCGUUCCCAUAACUCCGAGGACCAAGUUUCUCUCCCUGACUGAGGAUGGCGAUUUGGCACAUUUUCAAGACGCUAUUCACUACAUGCACUUUGCCCUGGCUGCCUACGGCUGGCCAUUAUUUUUUAUCAAUCACACGACGGGCCUCUGCCAAUUGUGCACCAGACUUCGAUGUUGUUGUUUUCCCUGUAUAAAACACGAGGACGACGCCAUAAUUAUUGAGGACAAUUGUUGUCAAUGCAACUACGCUGCACUUCGUCGUAUGAUUGAAAUUGGAGAAAUUGAAAUUAUUUACGCGACAUUUCACGUUGAUGUUGGAGAGACGCCAUUCUUCGUGGCACUUGACUAUACAAAGAAAAAAGUUGUCAUCAGUAUUCGCGGUACACUUAGUAUGAAGGAUGUUCUCACUGACUUGAAUGCCGAGGCUGAAGUACUACCAUUGACACCACCUAGGGAUGACUGGUUGGGGCAUAAGGGGAUGGUGCAAGCUGCUGAAUACAUUAGGAAGAAAAUUUAUGACGAGCAGAUCAUUACUACAGCUUUUGCCAAGGAUCCAGCAAGAGGAACAGAUCAAUUCGGCCUGACUCUGGUGGGCCACUCCCUCGGUGCAGGUACUGCAUCAAUUCUCGCGAUUCUCCUCAGGCAAGAAUAUCCGGAUCUGGUCUGCUUCUCGUACGCACCACCUGGGGGUCUUCUGAGCAUGCCUGCCCAGGUCUACACUCAGGAGUUCAUAACAUCUGUGGUGGUGGGCAAAGACGUGGUGCCUAGGAUAGGACUCAGGCAGAUGGAGAGCUUGCGUGCUGACUUGAUAAACGCCAUAAAACGCAGUGUUGAUCCCAAGUGGAAGACAAUAGCCUGCUCGGUUAUGUGCUGCGGAUGUGGAUCCACACCGACCUCCGCUGCGAAUUUGGAAGCUGGUGGAUGCAUCGCAGAAUAUCAGAGGGAUAAGGAUCAGGCAAGAGCACAGACCAUUGUUCCAAGUGAUUCUAGCAUUGCGUUGACACUUCACACACCGCUUUAUCCACCUGGGAGGAUCAUUCACGUUGUCAGGCAUCAUCAGAAUAAGGGCGAGCCCAAGUACGAGUCCAGAUGGAGAAAUCUCUUCCGAAAACGGGAGCCCGUAUAUCAAGCCCUCUGGGCAAGUCCCAGUGAUUUCGAUGAAGUUCUCAUAAGUCCUGUAAUGAUACAGGAUCACAUGCCCGAUACAAUGCUAAAGGCCCUCAACAAGGUUGUAACAACCCUGGGGCCAACGAAGCCGCAACGAGUGGCGUCAGGCCAGACAUCGUCAGCCGAGGCGUCAGAGGUGCGUGAGACCCUUGAGAUCCAGGAGUUGGAGCUCGAGCAGGAGAUGCGUGCCCUCUUAUCACCACAGAGCCCCGGAAAAACACGUUCAUUAACAGUGGGUACAUCACCCCACAGAUUAUGUCUCGAGACGAGCUUCACUUCCCUCCAGAGCCCCACUGAUAUACCUCAGGCUGGACGUGAAUUGAGUGUUGACUCCCACGGGAUACCCUGGGAGUACGUCAGUAUUGCCAGUGAAUUAGCUACCCCGAGGCACGACCUGAACAAAUUGUUCAAUCAUCCACUCAACUGGGAGUACACCCAGAGGAUAGCCCCGCUGGCAACCCCCGAGACGAUGUCCGAGGCGAGCAAUCCACCAUCACCUCUUCCUGUGACAAGGCCCAUCCGGAGAACACCAAAAAUACCGGGGAAUCUCUCGACGGCUGCUGACGAUUUCAAGAGUAAUUUGCACUUUGCCAUGCUGACUGUUAAGAAUUGUAGUUUCAGGGAUGAUAAUCAUGGGGGUAGUAAUAGUAGUAGUGGUAAUAGUGAGGCUAGUUUCGAGACAGCAAGAAGCAACAAGGAGCAACCACUACCACCAGUGCCACGGAGACGGGAUUCUGUUAUUCUGAGGAGGGAGCACAAUGUAUGUACAGCGGCCUGUUGUCGAGACGAUCAAUCAGAGUCCUCCACUCCGUCCUCAUCACACUCAAUCAGGAUAACGCAGACAACCCAUCGAGUCCAGAUUGAUUUUCCUCAUACCGGAAUCCAGAGACGGGCAUCGAGCCUCGAUUAUUACGAUAAAAAAAGAGCUGGCCACGACAACAAUGAUGUUUUUUUCAGUGUCAGAAGUUCACCAGAGUGCAAAAGACUAAUGACACCGGCAACUGAUCUCGGCGCCGAGUGGAAAAAACGAUUUGACGCCAGUACUGGAAUAUCCACUGAUGCUUCACUUCCAUUACUUCGUGGUCUAUCACCAACACCUGGUCAUGCUCAACACACAUCGCCUUUUUUCAACGCCAAGAGAAAGAAAUACGUCUAUCCUAUCACCCUUGUUGGUAGGGGCGAGAGCAGUGUCUAAUGUUUGAUUUAAUCACGUGCGAAAACAUUUUCUAGAACUUUUCCUCCAAUCUAUCAAUCAGUAACAAAUUGAUAAAAUGGAACAAGUUAAUUUUGCCUAUUGGCCAGCUUUUUCUCGAUAUCUCGAAAUCUAGGGUAGAUGGGAAAAUUUUUAUUAUUGCCUUUUUUAUGGAGCGAAUUAAGUUCUACAACAAAUGUCAAUAGAAAGUUUCAUUAUUUGCCUUAGAUUCUGAGAUAUUGCUCAAAAACUGAGCUCCAAGAUGAAUCAAGUUAGAAAAUUUGUGGGAAAAUUCUGUUUCAUUUUGUGGAUUUUGCGAUUUUCGUUCUUUUAUAGACAAAAUUCGUUAAAUUGAAUUUUUUGACAAUUUCUUUUUCUCUACAAAUUUAGAUAAAAAAUUAAUUGUCCCAAAUUUUCAAUGUAUUGGAAGAUUUUCCUUGUGAAUCACUAGAUCUCUCUGUGAAAUUUUGUCGCACGCGAUAUUUACCUAUUAAUAAAAAUUGUACAAUAAAUGAAACACACAAUGGAGGAUAUAUUCAGCCAAGGGACCACGAUCUUUUGAGAAUGGAGAGAUGAGAAAAUAACAUGAGGCCUUAGUCGGUUGUAUUGCCUGUCCCUAUGGCCUGACAGAAAUCAAUUCCCAGUGGAUUUAGCUCUCCCUCAUUCGCUCAUUUUUUUCCCCAAGCUGAUUGGAAUAUCCAACUGCUGGCCUAUUGUAUCAUACGAGAUUCUUCCUCUCCUCGUCGAUUCCAAUUGCUCCCCUCCAGGGAAAAAGAAACUCCCAUCAUGAUGUUUCAAGAAAUAACCUUCGAUUUUAAUCGAUGAUGCUCUGUAAAUUAAUUUUUUACAUAAUUCUCGCUAUGUAGAAUAAUGGACGCACUGUACAUAGAUGGAAGGUUCGAGUAAUGUAGUUGUAAAAUUGUAUUUAAAAGAUAGUGAUCUCGUCUUAAGUAGUUGUGUUAGAUAUUUCGUUCUUUAAGUCAAUUUCUUUCCAUUAUUUAUUCGAUCAACAAUUUUUUUAACGACUGUAUUUAUUGAAAAGAUAAUUUAGUUUCUCUUGUAAUUAGAAUGACGAUAAUGAUGAUUAAAGUUGUUGAAAACUGUGAUGAAAGAGAAAAAUUGUCAUUUUUAU
Messenger RNA from Diachasmimorpha longicaudata, 6292 nucleotides. It is a transcript of the gene inaE, whose product is annotated as inactivation no afterpotential E. The transcript has 14 exons. Lineage: Eukaryota; Metazoa; Arthropoda; Insecta; Hymenoptera; Braconidae. Bases 1954 to 5163 code for a protein of 1069 amino acids. The record is from RefSeq and is a predicted model, not a curated record. Gene Ontology annotation, biological process: arachidonate metabolic process; diacylglycerol catabolic process. Gene Ontology annotation, cellular component: postsynaptic membrane; dendrite membrane; cytoplasm. Gene Ontology annotation, molecular function: lipoprotein lipase activity.